AUGGCCGACAGUAUCGAGGCGAUCGAGGCCGACCUGGCUGCACAAGGCAGCUGGGCUCGCACCGCAAAAGAUUUAUUUGCGGGCGCUGCUGGUGGUGUAGCGCAAGUGUUGUUAGGCCAGCCAUUUGACAUUGUCAAAGUAAGACUACAAACAUCCACAAAACAUCCUUCGGCAUUGUCAUGCGCAAGUUCUAUCCUCAAGAACGAAGGCCCAUUAGCGUUCUACAAGGGGACGCUUACUCCUCUGAUCGGUAUUGGCGCCUGUGUAUCUGUCCAGUUUGGAGCCUUUCACUACGCGCGCCGUGCCUUUGAGGAACGCAACCUCAAGGCCAACCGUCCUGCCGAGUUAUCGUUGGGCCAAUAUUAUCUUUCUGGUGCCUUUGCCGGUCUUACGAACUCUGUGCUGUCAGGGCCUAUCGAGCACGUCAGGAUUCGUCUGCAAACACAACCUCAUGGGGCGAACCGCCUAUACAGUGGACCUCUUGACUGCAUCAAAAAGCUUUCCGCGCAUGAAGGUGUUCUCCGGGGUCUCUACCGAGGCCAGGUCGUCACGCUGUACCGUGAGGCGCAAGCCUACGGUGUCUGGUUCCUGACGUUUGAAUACCUCAUGGCACAAGACAUGAAACGAAACAACGUCAAAAGAUCCGAUAUUUCAUCUGCCAAGGUCGCCUUCUAUGGAGGAUUGGCCGGAGAAGCACUAUGGAUCGCCAGUUAUCCUUUCGAUGUGGUCAAGAGUAAGAUGCAGAGCGAUGGGUUUGGCAAAGACCAGCAGUUCAAGACCAUGCGAGAUUGUUUCUCACAGACGUGGAAGGCUGAAGGCAUGAGAGGGUUCUGGAAAGGCAUCUUCCCCACCAUGUUCAGGGCUAUGCCUGUCAGCGCAGGGACAUUCGCUGUGUAA
Molecule: messenger RNA, 897 nt
Organism: Exophiala dermatitidis NIH/UT8656
Lineage: Eukaryota; Fungi; Ascomycota; Eurotiomycetes; Chaetothyriales; Herpotrichiellaceae
Product: MC family mitochondrial carrier protein
Exons: 3
Coding region: 1-897 (298 amino acids)
Biological process (GO): mitochondrial L-ornithine transmembrane transport
Molecular function (GO): L-ornithine transmembrane transporter activity
Source: RefSeq, a predicted model, not a curated record